Molecule: messenger RNA, 2885 nt
Organism: Tachysurus vachellii
Lineage: Eukaryota; Metazoa; Chordata; Actinopteri; Siluriformes; Bagridae
Gene: vdra
Product: vitamin D receptor a
Exons: 9
Coding region: 90-1442 (450 amino acids)
Biological process (GO): positive regulation of transcription by RNA polymerase II; cell differentiation; negative regulation of transcription by RNA polymerase II
Cellular component (GO): nucleus
Molecular function (GO): vitamin D response element binding; zinc ion binding; nuclear receptor activity
Source: RefSeq, a predicted model, not a curated record
UGCUGAGCCUGAAGGGCGGGGCUUAGCCGAGUCGAUGAUGUCCACCUCCUCGGUGGUUGACGAGUAGAGGGAAAAAAUUACAUCUAUAUAUGUAUAUACACCCAUUUUGUGUGGAAUUAACGUUGAGUUUUGAAGCGAAGAAGAGUAUUUGGAUGGUUCGAAAGUCAACUCGGAUCUCCCCUGUAAUGGAGGCCAUGGCCGUGAGCACAUCUGCACAGGGUACGGAUGAGUUUGAUCGCAACGCCCCGCGGAUCUGCGGCGUCUGCGGAGACAAGGCCACCGGAUUCCACUUCAAUGCCAUGACCUGCGAAGGCUGCAAGGGUUUUUUCAGGCGCAGUAUGAAGCGGAAGGCCAGUUUCACUUGUCCCUUUAACGGCAGCUGCACUAUCACCAAAGACAACCGCAGACACUGCCAAGCCUGUCGCCUCAAGCGCUGCGUCGACAUCGGCAUGAUGAAGGAGUUCAUACUGACUGAUGAGGAAGUGCAGAGGAAGAAGGAGCUGAUCCUGAAGAGAAAGGAGGAGGAGGCGAUGCGGGAGGCGCAGAAACCUCGGCUGACCGAGGAGCAGAACCAGAUCAUCAACACGCUGGUGGAGGCACAUCACAAGACCUACGACGACUCCUACUCCGACUUUGUGAAAUUCCGACCCCCGGUGAGACAGGGUCCAGUGACACGCAGUGCCAGUCGUGCUGCAUCUCUCCACUCGCUCUCAGAUGCCUCUUCAGAUUCACUGAAUAACUCACCAGAGUCUAUGGACAAAAAGCUCAGCAGUCUCUUCUGCAUGUCUCAGGACACCGUUAUGAGCCCAGAUUCCAAGGAUGAAAACUCCCGCCUCUCCAUGCUGCCCCACCUGGCUGACCUCGUCAGCUACAGCAUCCAGAAAGUGAUCGGCUUUGCCAAGAUGAUCCCAGGCUUCAGGGAUCUGACUGCAGAAGAUCAGAUUGCUCUACUGAAGUCCAGUGCUAUCGAGAUCAUCAUGUUGCGCUCCAACCAAUCCUUCAGUCUGGACGACAUGAGCUGGAGCUGUGGAGGACCUGACUUUAAAUACUGCGUUAACGACGUCACCAAGGCUGGUCACACUCUGGAGCUGCUGGAGCCGCUUGUGAAGUUUCAGGUGGGGCUGAAAAAACUCAACAUGCAUGAAGAGGAACACGUGCUGCUAAUGGCCAUCUGUCUCCUCUCUCCAGAUCGUCCCGGCGUGCAGGACCACGUCCGUAUCGAGUCGAUGCAGGAGCGUUUAUGUGAGACACUGCAGGCAUAUAUUCGUGUGAACCACCCGGGCGGGCGGCUGCUCUACGCCAAGAUGAUCCAGAAGCUGGCCGACCUGCGCAGCCUGAACGAGGAGCACUCCAAGCAGUACCGCUCGCUGUCCUUCCAGCCUGAGCACAGCAUGCAGCUCACACCGCUCGUGCUCGAGGUGUUCGGCGGCGAGGUGUCUUAGCGGCCAGGAUUUAGAGGUGUCCCACAGUGCCAGUGCCAUGAAGAAGGGUGGGGGUGCAAGAGCAUGGGGCAGAGGUGGGCCAGAGGACAUCUGGAGGAGUACUAUUAUAGCAGACUGUAUGUCUGUGUGUGUGUGCGUGUGUGUGUGUGUGUGUGAGAGAGAGAGAGAGAGAGAGAGAGAGAGUAUGAAAGUCAAAGUGCGUACGUGUGUGUCUCCAGGGCAGGAGUAUGCCGGGGGAUGACUGGUAUCCCAUUUUGGGGAAUUUGUAGAGGUAUUUGUGUGUGUGUGUGUGUUUGUAUGCAUGUGUGUGUGUUUGUAUGCGUGUAUGUGUGUGUGUGUGAGGAUGGAGGGUCACACGUGUUAAAUCCAGAGUAUGGGAAGCUAAAGGGAAUAUUAAGAAUGUACUUUAUGCAUAUAUAUGAACAGAAAUAUAAAUAUAAGCUAAUAUCUAUAUUUAAGAGAGAUACUUUCUACUAAAUCAAAACGUACGGCUGAGUAUUGUAAAAUAGGACUAGUAGGCCUCUUUGGUUUGAGCGAGUGUGUGUGCGUGCUUGUGCAGAGAGAUGUGUUUUGUUGUGUAUAUGAAAGAAAAGGACACUAACAAGCAGGCACAUACACUGAUCGAAGUGCAGAGGGCGAUCUAUUUUUGAUGUUUGUAUAGAUAGGAUAUUUAAUGACCACAAGAGAGCGAGCCCACCAGUACACACUAGCGCUAAUCUGCUAAUAACAGGCUAAUUACCAUGAUCUAGUCAUUGACACUCGUGUGAUUUGUUACAUUUUUUAAGCACUGUCGAUCUCUAGACUGUUCAUAAUCAACACAAAAGUGCCAAAGGAUUGUAAACUGCUUUUAAGUUGUUUUAAAAGACUGUCAUUCAAUGCGAUUUUCUUUACAUAUAAUUUUAGAUAUUAUUUCAUUUAAAAAGCUCAUUUUAAAGAAAAAAAAAACACUGAUUGGCAACAUUUGCCCUGCUCAAAUCGAUCCGAGCAGCUCGAAUGGUUUUGGAGUCAUGAUUCGAUUCAUGAUUCGAUUCAUUCUUGAUUUCAUUUCGAAUCAGAAAGACAGGGUCUUGAAGUACUUUGUUUGAUUGACACUCCAGGCAAUAAGGUUUGAUACACACACCUGCUAGAUCUAUAAAAAACCUAUACAACUGUACAAGAAAGUCUCUAAACUUACCUUGUACCUCAGGUACAAGGUCGUCAUCUAUCAUAAAUUCCACCUUCUUCUAAAAUGAAUAAACACUAACCACUUCCCUCUUUUUUUCGCAUUGAAAAGGGGAAAAGUGUGUAGAAUGACACAAAGCAAAAACCUCACAGACAAACCAGGCUUGCUGCUAAAGAGCUGCUAUGUAGAGAAGGCCAUGGCCACUCAUCCAGGGGCGGGACAUAUACCUUCAAGAGAUUGGUUAAUUGGUAGAAUUAGUACAGGAUGACUCAUCAAAAAAA